This is a messenger RNA of Trachymyrmex septentrionalis, 3504 nucleotides long. RefSeq lists its product as uncharacterized. The record is from RefSeq and is a predicted model, not a curated record. Lineage: Eukaryota; Metazoa; Arthropoda; Insecta; Hymenoptera; Formicidae. The transcript is spliced from 2 exons. Bases 1 to 3504 code for a protein of 1167 amino acids. Gene Ontology annotation, molecular function: nucleic acid binding; zinc ion binding. Gene Ontology annotation, biological process: DNA integration.
AUGUCGGGCAAGGAUAAAGAGCCACGCGACGGAAAACCGAAAAUUACAAAUACAAGCGCAUCUACAAGUACCGCGAUAGUUGCAAAGUCGACAAUGUCCAGUACCAUACAAAAUAUCGUCGAUCCAUUCACGCCGGGAACCUCGAAUUGGGAAAGAUGGUUUACACGAUUCGAAGGAUGGUUACAAAUACACAAAAUCACGGAGGAACAAGAACGCGUUUUACACCUAACCCUUUUCUUAAGUGAGAAAGCUUACAACAUUCUGUAUGACAGUUUAGGCACAGAAAAACCUACGGAUAAAACAUUUGAUGAACUGAAAGCUAAAUGCAAAGAACUUUUUGCACCAACUGGAUUAGAAAUAGCGGAGACAUACAAAUUCUGCCAUCGCAAGCAACUGCCUGGUGAAACAGUACAAGAUUUUGCCAGUGCCCUAACGAAAUUAAGUACAACUUGCAAUUUCGGUACUUUUCAAAAUACGAUGUUGAGAAAUCAUUUAGUUUUCGGAAUUUCAAGCCGCCGUACACAGAGCAGACUGCUCGAAACCAAGGAAUUAACCUAUGAAAAGGCAUUGCAGAUUGCACUUGCAAUGGAACUUACAGAGAAGGAAACGAAUACCCUCUGUAAAGAUACAACACAGGACGUCCACUAUCUACAUGCAAAUAAAUUUCAAAAGAAGAAAGAUACGGUGACGCCGAAAGGUUCCAAAUCAAAUACAAAAAAAUUUCUCCAAAACUCUCCAAGUAUCGCAUGCUAUCGAUGCGGAAAGAGUGAUCAUAAAGCGGAUAAAUGCAAAUUACCAAAGUAUAUACAAUGCAAUUUUUGCAAGAAAAAGGGGCAUUUAGAAACGAUCUGUUUGAAAAAGAAGCACAGUAAUUGCAACGUAUUACAGGAAAAGAACGAUAUUUUCGAAGCCAACUCACUUUUUAAUCUGGAAAUAUUACAAUGUGAUUCACCCCUGCCAGAACAACGAGGUCUACGGGAGAAAUUCCAAUUCGACAUUGAGGUCAACGGAAAAAUGAUCAACUUCGAGGUCGAUUCCGGAGCUGCAGUCACCAUCAUGGAAAUACACCAUGCGAAAAUGAGUUUCAAGAAUCUGAAAGUGCAUCCCGCUAAAUUACAGUUAGUGACUUAUUGUAAUACGCCAAUACAGGUAAACGGUUACGCUACAGUUUCUGUAAAAUUCGAAAAUGAAAUGUACACAUUGAAUUUAUACCUUACAUCGAUCAAACGUACACCAUUGAUGGGUCGAGAAUGGAUACGUAUGUUCUUGACACGUCAAAACGCGAGUAAUUUAUUUACACAAAAUACAGUUUCACAAAUUCGCGACGAAAUCGUAGUAAAUAUAGACAAAGAUGUAUUUAUAAAAAAUCUUUUCACGAAAUACAGUAAUUUGACAAACAAAAAGCUAGGUAAGGUUACAGGUAUGAAAGGUUCACUUACAUUGAAACCUAAUGCUAAAAAAGUAUUUUUAAAAGCUCGUCCUAUGCCUUUUAAACUGAUACCACGGGUAGAUAAAGAAAUAGAAAACCUUAUAAAUGAAGGAAUCUUAGUAAAAGUCGAGACUUCAGAAUUUGCAACUCCCGUUGUUCCAGUUUUGAAAGCAGAUGACACUGUCCGUUUAUGCGGAGAUUACAGCGUUACAGUCAAUCCGCAACUACAAAUUACUGAGCAUCCGUUACCUACAAUUGAUGAACUGGUUUCUGAAAUGUCGAACUGCACGGUUUUCGUGAGAUUACUUAUUACAUCAUCGGCAAAAACGGAUUGCAAAAAGACAGCUCGAAAUUCGACGCAAUUACAAAAAUGCCACGACCCGAUGGAACAAUAUCCCGAUGGAACAGAGCGAGCAAUACAAUACAUUUCUCAAACACUCAACAAAACGCAAAUUAAGUACAGCAUGAUCGAUAAAGAAGCUUACGCAAUUGUUUUCGCUAUAAAACGUUUGUACAUAUACUUAUACGGAAAUACUUUUAAAUUAGUAACGGACCAUCGUCCUCUUACAAAAAUUUUUGCAAAGGACAAAGGUUUGCCAUUAUAUAGCGCGAUGCGCAUGCAGCAUUAUGCAAUAUUCUUGCGUGGUUUCAAUUUCACCAUCGAGUAUAGGAAAUCGGAGCAAAACGCUAACGCAGAUUGCCUUUCCCGUCUUCCAAUUUCUGGAGAACCGGAAACCAAUGACGUUGUCGAUUUGUACUACGUAAACACGAUAGGCUCUUUGCUCAUUACGCCUACUAAAUUACGGGCAGAAUUUCAAAAAGAUAAAGAAUUACAAAAAGUCGCCAACGCGCUAUGUAACGGCAAAACUCUUACACAUGCUGAUACUUGGGGCAUUGACCCAAUAGAAUUUAGUCUAGAAUGCGAUAUUCUUGUUCGAAAUCACAUGAUUGUAAUUCCGACCACAUUACGUAAGGAAGUCCUGCAAGAACUACACUCGGGACAUUUCGGUAUGACCAAAAUGAAAGGGUUAGCGCGAGAACACUGUUGGUGGUCCGGAAUUACGCGCGACAUCGAGACGGUCGUAAAAGACUGCGUCGAAUGCAACACAGUCGCGAAUGCGCCGAAAGUUGCAGAAAAACAUGUGUGGGAAACACCCACUGCGCCUUUCGUGCGAUGGCACAUCGAUUUUGCACAUAAGGAUAAUACGACGUUUUUUAUAUGUGUCGACGCAUUUACGAAAUGGCCGGAAGUUUAUAUUGUUCCAAAUAUGCUUACAGAACCGACCAUCGAUAUUUGUAAAGAAAUCUUUUCGAGAUUUGGGUUACCGAAUGUUGUUGUAAGUGAUAACGGUCCUACAUUUACAUCCCAGCUAUUUCAACAAUUCCUUCGGACUUACGGCAUUACGCAUAAAACCUCUGCUCCUUUUCACCCCGCGUCAAAUGGGCAAGCAGAGAGGUACGUCCAAACCAUUAAAAGAGCUUUACAGAAAAUGCCAACUGGCAAGAAUUUACAUUCCAGUUUACAGACUAUCCUUUUCCAGUACCGAACGAUGCCUCAUGCCGUAACAGGAAUUCCACCUGCGGAGUUAGUUUUUAAUAGAAAGAUACGAGCAAACCUCGAUGUAAUGCGUCCAAACAAAAGCGAGGAACGCGACGACAAGGUUAAUGUACAUAAACAGUGUCGAGAAUUCAAGGCGAACGAUCGAGUAAAAGCGAGAAAUUAUACCGGCAAGGCAAAAUGGAUUUUUGGCACUAUAGUACAGCGCAUCGGAAAAUUAAAUUACUUAGUUCAUUUAGAUGACAAUCGGAUUUGGCGACGUCAUGUCAAUCAGUUACAAUCCACGGGUGUACAAAAUACUGUAGAGGAUUGCGAUUAUCAUGCUCCGCCGGACGAAACGGAGUCGUCAAGAUCCGCGAUCGAAGGCGAUGUCACCUUGGGGCCCAGUACGUCAAACGCAGAAUCGUCGCCAAGCCUCGGAUCCGUACCCACGGAUCGCACACUUAGACCUAGGAAUAAACUCAAAGCACCUGAACGCCUGCAGUACCAUCAAACCGGAAAAUUGAUUCCGAUAUAA